Molecule: messenger RNA, 699 nt
Organism: Belonocnema kinseyi
Lineage: Eukaryota; Metazoa; Arthropoda; Insecta; Hymenoptera; Cynipidae
Exons: 3
Coding region: 309-689 (126 amino acids)
Source: RefSeq, a predicted model, not a curated record
UCUACCUAAUCUUCACUGGAUCAGUUAUUUUUCUAAGAGAGUGAAUUUCAGUCUAUAGUUAAAAGUGUAUGAUUGAGUACAAUUUAAAAGAACUUCUAAUAGAUAGUGCAUUAAGUAUUUUCUCAAAAUAUUGAAAUGAUAAAUAAAACAUGUUUUUAAAAGUCAGCAGAACGUAUUUUAAAUUUCAAGUUACUGGUGUUGUUGCGUCAGCGAUGUGUUACGCUUGACCGAAUUAAAAUCACAGGAUUUUUGUGGUAGAGCCACCGCCUAAAGAGAUCUCAUCAUUAAAGGAGCAUAAACUACAAAAAAUGCGGGUUUCAUUGAAGCUGCUUCUUCUGUUUUUCCUGCUAUUUUGUAUCGAUUUGGGUUCGUUUCAAGAGGAAAUUAAUAAAGAAAACGUUUACUUUCCCGACCAAAUCGAGUACAUACAGUUAAUGCAGAAAUAUUGUAAGGGGGAUCUUAUCUAUUGGCCUGAUGGUCGAUGUUACAAAGUCGGUGAACAAGGUCCCUGCAACUUCGGAAGAGUUCUGCAAAUUGAUAGAAGAUUUCUUUUACCUUUCUCUGACACUCCACAGUUUUACACCUUCAUAAGAGCCCGCUGCUUGAAAUUGCGCCAUAUUUCAGACGUCAUAUUAGCAGCUACCAUGCGUCUUCCAUGGAUAAGAUGUCUAUGUGGUGUAAGGGUAUAAAUAGCUUUAA